This is a messenger RNA of Diachasma alloeum, 3474 nucleotides long. It is a transcript of the gene Hrb27C, whose product is annotated as heterogeneous nuclear ribonucleoprotein 27C. The coding region runs from base 139 to 1545 and encodes 468 amino acids. The record is from RefSeq and is a predicted model, not a curated record. The transcript is spliced from 8 exons. Gene Ontology annotation, molecular function: RNA binding. NCBI's taxonomy places the organism in Eukaryota, Metazoa, Arthropoda, Insecta, Hymenoptera, Braconidae.
CCGAAGUCGCUCGAGUUUCAUCGUUGGUUGUUUCAUUUGUGGGAAGCCAUUACCCUCGUCCGCGCUAAAGCAUCGUGCCAUAUUCCCACACGCGUCCGCUAAAGUAACAACAAUUCACGUAGUUAUAAGUGAAAUAUUAUGAGAGUGAAAGCCGAAAUGGACGACGACGAAAAGGGAAAAUUAUUUGUUGGCGGCUUAUCCUGGGAGACAACGCAAGAAAAUCUACAGCGUUACUUCAGCCGUUAUGGCGAAGUUAUUGACUGCGUGGUUAUGAAGAACUCUGAGUCUGGACGAAGCCGUGGCUUUGGCUUUGUCACGUUCAGUGAUCCUGCUAAUGUGGGACUUGUUCUUCAGAACGGACCACAUCAGUUGGAUGGCCGUACGAUCGAUCCAAAACCAUGCAAUCCACGCACCCUGCAGAAGCCAAAACGCAGCGGUGGCUUUCCAAAAGUCUUUCUCGGUGGCCUGCCCAGCAACGUAACCGAGACUGACCUUCGACAAUUUUUCGCCCGCUUCGGCAAGGUCAUGGAAGUCGUUAUAAUGUACGACCAGGAGAAAAAGAAAUCCAGAGGAUUUGGCUUUCUCAGCUUCGAAGAUGAAGACGCUGUGGACCGAUGUGUAUCCGAGCAUUUCGUCAACCUAGCCGGCAAACAGGUUGAGAUAAAGCGUGCUGAACCACGUGACUCGUCCAGCAAGAUGAAUGACAGUCAUCAGGGCCAAUGGGGUCCACCACAGCAGGGUGGGCCACCGAUGGGAAUGGCUGGUAACAUGGGUCCCAUGGGUGGGCCCAAUGGUCAGAUGGGUGGACCAAUGAUGGGUGGACCAAUGGGACCACCUGGCAACAUGAUGCAGCAGUAUCAGGGCUGGGGAACAAGUCCCCAGACUGGUGGUUACGCUGGCUACAGCACCCAGUACAAUGCUCAAGGCUGGGGUGCACCACCUGGACCACCCCAGCAGCAGCAGAUCCCUCCACCCCCACCUCACCAAUGGGGCAGCAACUACAGCGUUCAACCAGCAGCUGCCACUCAGGGAUACGGAAGCUACGGUGGGCCGGCGGCGGCCGCUUCAGGGGGUUACGGGCCCACAGCUGGCACUGGCGGGGCUGCGGGGGGUGGUCCGGGUGGUUCCUGGAACUCCUGGAAUAUGCCACAAAAUGGCCCACCGCACGGAACCCAACCCCCACCCCAGCCCCCUCAGCCCAACUCCUCGCAGCCCAACUCCAACUCGAACCCCUCUGGCCCGCAGGGUGAUAUGUAUUCAAGGCAAACGACAGGCUCUGGUGCGCCAGGAUCAAGCAGCAGUUCAGCUAAGACACCUGAUUACAGUGGUUAUACUGGUUACACUGGGAGUUUUGCUGAUACUAAUUAUCCACAACGUUCUUAUCAGGGUGCUGAUAGCAACCAAGGCGGCCAGCGUUAUGGAUCCUCGAAUCACACCAUCAUCCCGAUUAUAUCGUCGACCAACGACAGCUACGCUGGUGGACCCCAGCGGGGGUACUCAACUUCAUCGAAUAACUCCAGCAAGUAUCAUCCGUACAAUCGUUAAGGCUCGAAGCUGCAUUGAGAAGCAAAGGAACAGAAAAGAGAACAAAAUAUUUCUAUAUUUUUGAAGGAGGAAGUCAAAUAACUGGAGGAAUAUUACUCCAAGGGGUUCUGAUGCCUCCUGCAUUCACGAACAAAUUCAUAAUUCAUCUCGUUAAAAUUAAUUAUUAAAAUACUGUUGAUGAAGCCAAGUAUUACUACGUAAUGCAAACUGGGUGGUUGUCCCAGUGUCACUUCCACUAGCUCCUACGUUUUUUUACAUUUCAGUUUUCUCGUUGCAGUUUUCAUGGGAAAAUAAAUCAGUGAAUUGGGUAACGUAAAUUCCAAUUCAUUUCAUUUCAUUCGAUACGUUCAUUAAUGUUGUGAAAGGGUAAAAUCGGAUGAGUUGUUUUUCGCUGGAUAUUGAAGGGAGAUAGAGAAAUUUUGAUGUUUACAUUGUUUUAUAGGUUUAGUUUCGAUCGGAAAAAAAGUGCAUAAACAAAUUUAUGUCGUUUUAUCCAUUCACAAUAUCAACGAAAAUAUCAUUGUACAAGGACGAACAUAUAUCAGUGAAUUGGUAAACAUCCACUUCAUUUCAUUUCAUUCGAUAUUUUCAUUGAUUUUGCGAAAGGGUAAAAUCGGGUAAGUUUUUUUUGCUGGAUAUUGAAGGGAGAUAGUGAAAUUUUGGUGUAUACCUUGUGUUCUUGGUUUAAUUUCGCUCUGCAAAAAAAUUUCUGUCGUUUUAUCCAUUGACAAAAUCAACGAAAAUAUCAAUACAAAGACGAACAUAAAUCAGUGAAUUGGUGAACGUAAAAGUCCAAUUCAUUUGAUUUUAUUGGCUAUUUUCAUUGAUUUUGUGAAAGGGCACAAUCACAUGAGUUGAUUUAUUGUUGAAUAUUGGAGGCAGGUAGAGGGUUUUCAAUGUAUAGCUUUCCUCUCAGCUAUCGUUUCAAUAUUUAACAAAAACCAAACUCAUGAGUUUUUACCCUUUCGCAAAAUCAACAAAAAUAUUGAUAUACAAAAACAAAUAUAAAUCAGUGAAAUGGUGAACAUCCACUUCAUUUCAUUUCAUUCGAUAUAUUCAUUGAUUUUGUGAAAGGGUAACAUCAAAUGAGUUAAUUUAUCGCUGAAUAUUGGGGGAAGAUAGCGAAUUUCCGAUGCAUCCUUUUUUUUGCAGCUUUUGUUUUGCUCUAAAAAAAUUCUGCAUGAAAAUUUUGCUAUCUCCAUCCAAUAUCCAGCGAAAACGAAACUCAUGCUGGCCUACCCUUUCACAAAAUCAAUGAAAAUAUGAACAUACAGAUACAAACACAAAUCGGCGAAUUGGAGAAGAUAAAAGUAAAAUUCAUUUUAUUGCAUUCGAGAUUGCCGUUCGUUUUGUGAAAUGAUAAAAUCAGAUGAGUGUGUUUUUUGCUGAAUACCUUUUUCAUAGCUUUCCUUUCGCUCUAAAAAACUGAAUGCCAGUUUGGCUAUCUCCUCUGGAUCAGGAGCUAUAUAUUCAUCAAACAAUGAAUCUAAAAAUGACCCAGGGAUGUUUGGAAAUCCUAAAUUGAAAUUAAUGUUAACAAAAUGUAAAAAAUUUAAUCGUUCUAUUGGAUUUGAUCAAUUCGUUGGAAUUAAUUCCCAUGAAUUCUGCAGAAUUACGAGCAUAAUAAAUAUUAUAUGACUCUCUCCUCGAAAUGUCGUUAGAUACGACAUUAAACUCGGAGAUGACGAUGGAUUGAACCUACGUAGUAAAUGUUACGUACGACGUAAGUGAAUUCAAUCACACUCGUCAUACUCUCGAAAAUCAAUCUCGUCCCACAUGAUGACGAGAACUUCAAGAAUAAAUACAAUUGAACUAUUACCCAUAUUUUUGUUAUACGAGAGAAGAGCCAAGUGGGCGUUUAUUUUAUAGGAUUGGAUCGGAGAGGCGAAAAUAACUACGAAUUAAUAAAUCUUCACAUUUUUAAUAACA